GAGGCCGGGCACUGCGGCCCCCGGGCCAGGGUGACCAGUAGCGCCGAAGCCUAGGUGGCGGCUUGGGGCGGGGCUGGCCGAGACUGGAGGAAGGAGUUGGUGCUGCAGGAUGGCGGCGACCGCAUAUGAACAUCUGAAGCUGCACACCACAUCUGAAAAAUUUUAUGUGGAAGCUUGUGAUGAUGGAGCAGAUGAAGUGCUCACCAUCGACCGCGUGUCCACAGAGAUGACCCUCCUAGCCAAGAAAGAUGUUCCUCCUUCAGCUGUCACACGACCAAUAUUUGGUAUAUUGGGCACAAUCCAUCUGGUGGCAGGUAACUAUCUUAUUGUCAUUACCAAAAAGGCAAAAAUAGGUGAAUUUUUCAAUCAUGUAAUCUGGAAAGCUACAGAUUUUGAUAUCCUUUCUUAUAAGAAGACAAUGCUGCACUUAACUGAUAUUCAGUUGCAAGAUAAUAAAACUUUCCUAGCAAUGAUAAACCAUGUCUUGAAUGUAGAUGGAUUUUAUUUUUCGACAACAUAUGAUUUGACUCACACUUUGCAACGACUGUCCAACACGAGCCCAGAAUUCCAAGAAAUGAGUCUUUCAGAAAGGGCAGAUCAGAGGUUUGUGUGGAAUGGUCAUCUCCUGAGAGAACUUUCCGCUCAGCCAGAGGUUCACCGGUUUGCGCUCCCAGUGCUGCACGGCUUCAUCACUAUGCACUCAUGUUCUAUCAAUGGAAAAUACUUUGAUUGGAUUCUCAUCUCAAGAAGGAGUUGUUUCAGAGCCGGUGUGCGCUAUUAUGUAAGAGGAAUCGAUUCUGAAGGCCACGCGGCUAACUUCGUAGAAACAGAGCAGAUCGUGCACUACGGUGGGAGCAAGGCCUCGUUCGUGCAGACACGAGGAUCAAUGCCGUUUUUCUGGUCCCAGAGACCAAACCUCAAGUACAAACCACGGCCACAGAUCAGCAAAGUAGCAAAUCAUCUGGAUGGUUUCCAAAGACAUUUUGAUUCACAAGUGAUUAUUUAUGGAAAGCAGGUGAUACUUAAUCUGGUUAACCAGAAGGGCUCAGAGAAGCCACUUGAGCAGACAUUUGCAUCGAUGGUGUCUUCUUUGGGAAGUGGAAUGAUCAGAUACAUUGCCUUUGACUUCCAUAAGGAAUGUAAAAAUAUGAGAUGGGAUCGGCUCAGCCUUUUACUGGAUAAAGUAGCAGAAAUGCAAGAUGAAUUAAGUUAUUUUCUAGUGGACGCUGCUGGCAAGGUGGUGGCAAACCAGGAAGGUGUGUUCCGCAGCAACUGCAUGGAUUGCCUGGACAGGACCAACGUGAUCCAGAGUCUGCUGGCUCGCCGCUCGCUGCAGGCCCAGCUGCAGAGACUGGGAGUUUUGCAUGUGGGACAAAAGCUUGAAGAACAAGAUGAAUUUGAGAAGAUUUACAAAAAUGCAUGGGCUGAUAAUGCAAACGCCUGUGCCAAACAGUAUGCAGGAACUGGUGCCUUGAAGACUGACUUUACCAGAACCGGGAAGAGAACUCAGCUGGGACUCAUAAUGGACGGCUGGAACUCACUAAUACGAUAUUACAAGAACAACUUUUCCGAUGGAUUUAGACAGGAUUCCAUCGAUUUGUUCCUUGGGAACUACUCAGUGGAUGAAGUAGAAGCACAUAGUCCUUUGAGUGUUCCAAAGGAUUGGAAAUUCCUGGCUUUGCCUAUCAUCAUGGUGGUUGCCUUUUCAAUGUGCAUUAUCUGUUUGCUGAUGGCUGGUGAUACGUGGACAGAAACGCUGGCCUAUGUGCUCUUCUGGGCUGUCGCAAGCAUGGGAACAUUCUUCAUCAUCCUCUACAAUGGCAAGGAUUUUGUUGAUGCCCCCAGACUGGUCCAGAAAGAAAAGAUAGACUGAAUUUGUGUCUGUGGAAAGCGGCU
This is a messenger RNA of Elephantulus edwardii (Cape elephant shrew), 1896 nucleotides long. RefSeq names its product SAC1 suppressor of actin mutations 1-like (yeast) (gene SACM1L). The coding region runs from base 110 to 1873 and encodes 587 amino acids. NCBI's taxonomy places the organism in Eukaryota, Metazoa, Chordata, Mammalia, Macroscelidea, Macroscelididae. The record is from RefSeq and is a predicted model, not a curated record. Gene Ontology annotation, biological process: phosphatidylinositol dephosphorylation. The transcript has 20 exons. Gene Ontology annotation, cellular component: endoplasmic reticulum. Gene Ontology annotation, molecular function: phosphatidylinositol-4-phosphate phosphatase activity.